This is a messenger RNA of Haliotis rufescens (red abalone), 939 nucleotides long. RefSeq names its product toll-like receptor 2 type-2. Gene Ontology annotation, molecular function: protein binding; transmembrane signaling receptor activity. Bases 1 to 939 code for a protein of 312 amino acids. The transcript has a single exon. Gene Ontology annotation, cellular component: membrane. NCBI's taxonomy places the organism in Eukaryota, Metazoa, Mollusca, Gastropoda, Lepetellida, Haliotidae. The record is from RefSeq and is a predicted model, not a curated record. Gene Ontology annotation, biological process: toll-like receptor signaling pathway; inflammatory response; immune response.
AUGGGCGAGUUACCCGUAGGUGUCCUGACACCUUUAAAGAACCUUACCCACAUUUGGCUAUCAAAUAACCGAUUAGCUAAAAUAGAUGAACGAGUGUUCACCUCCGAAGUCCAACAAAAGCUUCAAGUUGUUGAUUUAAUGCACAAUCCGUUUGCGUGUAACUGUGAACUCCUAUGGUUCCUCAACUGGACAAAGUCAGAACGUAGGAAGUUCAAAGACUAUCCGGAGAAGUAUGUGUGUUCCAGUCCUGGGGAAAUGAGAGGAAGAAUACUCUCCAAGGUCUACCUCCCUGAACAGUCAUGCCUUCUCCCCCUCCCUGUUAUCUUUGUCCUGAUUGGUGUCUGUGGGAUUUGCUUCCUUGUCCUAACGACAGUGUCUAUCACGUAUAGAUACCGAUGGCACAUUCGGUAUUAUAUAUACACGAGAAGAUACCAGAAGGGGGAACUCCAUCGACUUGAAAACAUAGAGAGUAAAUAUGAUGCUUAUGUAAUAUAUAGUUUGGAGGACAUCAGAUGGAUCAAGAACGAACUCAUUCCUAAAGUAGAGGGAACACAUGGUUCCAGAUUGUACAUUCGUGACCGAGACUCUUUGGCCGGUAUCCCUAUCGUCGAUAACGUUGUUAACAAUAUGAAUGUCAGUAAAACCAUCCUGAUCCUUCUGUCCAAUGCUAUGGCCAGAGAUGAGCAGUGUCAGUUUGAGCUGAUGUUUGUCAAGAGACAGCUGGAAAGGGAGAGGAAUCCCAUCAUCCUGGUCCUGCUGGAGGAGGUCCAGGUCGCCAACAUGACGCAGUCUGUGUACGCCUUGGUCAGGAUGUAUCCCUUCAUCCCUUGGGGAGACGAAGAGGAUGCCAGAAGAUUCUUUUGGGAUCGCCUAGUUUUAUCGCUGAACAAUGUACGAGAAGUCAGACUAGACUCUGGAGAUGCUCAACACCUCCCAUGA